Messenger RNA from Lycium ferocissimum, 1437 nucleotides. RefSeq names its product heavy metal-associated isoprenylated plant protein 7-like. The transcript has 5 exons. Lineage: Eukaryota; Viridiplantae; Streptophyta; Magnoliopsida; Solanales; Solanaceae. The record is from RefSeq and is a predicted model, not a curated record. Gene Ontology annotation, molecular function: metal ion binding. Bases 196 to 1200 code for a protein of 334 amino acids.
AGUGAGUGAGUGCCUCGUAGAUCUGUAUGGUCAUCACUAGCCCAUGCUAAUGAACCCUUUCUUGAGAAUAACACCACAACACUACUAGUACACUCAGAAAAACAAAAACAAAAACAAAAGAGAGAGAAAACAAAACAAAGCACCAUUCUGAGUUGUGAGUUGAGUCUCUCUUGCAAAGCUUAUCCAAGAACUUCAAUGGGCGAGGAAGAGAAGAAACCUACAGAAGAAGUGAAAAAAACUGAGGAAGAGAAGAAAGAGGAGGCUCCUCCAAAAGGUGAAAAACCAAGCGGUGAUCAAAAGGCAGAUGAAAAGAAAACUGAAGAAUGCAAAGAUGCUCCUCCACCACCGCCUCAAGAAAUUAUCUUGAGAGUUUACAUGCAUUGUGAAGGUUGUGCUCGUAAAGUCCGUAAAUCCCUUAAAGGCUUUCAAGGAGUUGAGGAUGUUUUGACUGACUGCAAGACACAUAAGGUAGUGGUGAAAGGUGAAAAAGCAGAUCCAAUGAAGGUUCUAGAAAGAGUGCAAAAAAAGAGCCACCGUCAAGUUGAGCUUCUUUCUCCGAUCCCAAAACCACCAGCUGAAGAACCAAAGAAGCCGGAAGACGUGAAAGAAGUUGUUAAACCCGAAGAGAAAAAAGAGGAGCCCCCUCAAGUGAUUAUAGUAGUUCUGAAAGUUCACAUGCAUUGUGAGGCUUGUGCUCAAGAAAUCAAAAGGCGUAUACAAAAAAUGAAAGGUGUGGAGAGUGCAGAACCAGACUUGAAGAACUCACAAGUGACAGUAAAAGGGGUUUUUGAGGCAACACAACUGGUGGAUUAUGUAAGCAAAAGAACAGGCAAAAGGGCAGUUAUAGUUAAAGUAGAACCAGAGAAGAAAGAAGAGGAAAAACCCAAAGAAGGAAAUGAAGAGAAGAAAGCCGAGGAAGGUGAAAAAGCCGCCAAAAAAGGCGAGGAAGGAGACAAAAAGGCGGAGGGUGGCGGUGCCGCUGCAGCCGGUGGUGGUGCUGAAGAAACUGCUGGUGGUAAAGAGGAAGUUGUUCAAGAAGAUCCAAAAUUCGAAAUGAGAAGGCAUGAGCUUUACCACUAUUACCCACAGCAGAACUAUCAGGUUUACCCUCAAAGAUAUGCACAUGAAAUGUAUGCUGCAUAUCCUCCACCUCCACAAAUGUUUAGUGAUGAGAACCCCAAUGCAUGUUCUGUGAUGUAAAUUAGGUUUAACAUGAAGGGUAUAUGUGGAAAAUAGGGAGUUGUGGUCACAUGGGAAAUGUCCACGGCCAUUUCUGCAACUUGUUGUUUAUGGUGGUGCUCUACAUGUGGCCCUGUCUGGGGGGUUCCUUAGUAUAAGUCUGCAGGCAAAAAGACUAUAGAAUUUUGUGAGCACUUUGUACCUUUUUCUGGUUUUCUUUUAUUAUAAUCAUGUUGUUAUAUAUAGUAUAUUACUACA